Molecule: messenger RNA, 2075 nt
Organism: Tetrahymena thermophila SB210
Lineage: Eukaryota; Ciliophora; Oligohymenophorea; Hymenostomatida; Tetrahymenidae
Product: poly polymerase central domain protein
Exons: 6
Cellular component (GO): nucleus
Molecular function (GO): poly(A) RNA polymerase activity
Source: RefSeq, a predicted model, not a curated record
UUUUAAUUUCUUUUAUUUUCUAGUAGAUUACAAAAAUAAAAUAGGGACUUUUUUAUAAGCUUAUGAGUUAAUAAAAUUCUUCAAAAAAAGAUUUUGAAUCAAAAUAUAGUCGUGUGAUAUUCACUGAACAGGAAAUUAAUAUUAUGAAAACUCCCCAUGCUAUUAUGAGCAACUAAAAGGGGUGGAAAAAGGAUAGAGAAAGAUCCUAAGAAAUUGAUUAUAUGAUGAAACCAUAUUUUGGAACUGAAGAAACAGAACUUUCUAAGUAAAGGUAUGUCAAUGAGCUGCAAGAAAUAGUCACUAAAUGGAGCACUGAAUUAGCUUAGUAAAUAUUAGGUGUAUCAUCAGAAGAAAGCAAAAAGUAUACUGCUAAAUUAUUGACUUUUGGAUCUUCUAUUUUAGGUGUUAGCUCUAAAAAGGGAGAUAUUGAUAUGGUUUGCACAUGUCCUAAUUUUAUUAAAAGAAAUCCUCAUUUUGAAGAAGAACUAUGUUAAAUUUUGCUGAAUAAUGAGAAUGUUAAAUAAUUAUCCAAUAUUCGUACUGCAAAAGUUCCAAUCAUUACAUUUUAAUACAAAGAGUAAGAUAUCGAUAUAUCGUUUGCUCAAUUGCAACUUCCUUAGUUACCUCCUACUAUAGAAGAAUAUGUUAGCGAUGAUCUACUUUAAAACAUGGAAGAAAGAGAUAUCCUGUCUCUGAGCGGUAGAAGAUGCAACUAAGCUAUAGUUAGGAGUGUUCCAAAUUUAUAGAAUUUUUAGAUUACUUGCAGAUUUAUCAAAUUGUGGGCAUAAUCAAAAGGAAUAUACGAAAAUUCUAUAGGAUUUUUAGGUGGUAUAAGUUGGGCUAUUCUUGUAGCUAAAAUAUGCUAAAUGUUUCCCAAUUAUGAAGCUAAUUAAUUGCUAGAUGAAUUUUUUUAUUACUAUUCUAACUGGGACUUUACAAGUGUUCAUGUGUUACUAAAUGAUUACUAUAACUAGAGAACGCCUAAAUAAAGAGCUAUUACUCUUUACAUGAAUGUAAUGACAGCCUGUUAUCCAGAAUACAAUUCUACAGAAAGGGUCAAAGAAAUUACUCUUUACAUCAUUAAAUAGAGAUUACAUGAAGCAAAUGAAUUAAUAUAGAAAGAAAUAAAAUACUAAUAUAAACACUAUAAAGACUUGUUAGUAAAUUAUGAUUUUGUUAAUAACUAUUAGGUCUUUAUAGAAUAUAGUUUAUAGUACCCGGAGAAAAUUAAAACAUAAGUAACUGACAAGGAAUUUGAGGAUUUUAUGAAUGCUUCUAAAGUAAAAAUAUUAAAUUUGAUAUAAAGACUAUCUGAAUCUCGUCCAUAAGGUGUUGAGUUUUGCCCAUGGCCUUAGUUUUUUGCAAAAACAUAGGUGUCUUAUAAAAAAAUUUAAGUGCUUUAUAUAGGGAUAAAUGAUAAUUCAGAAGAAAAAAACUAGGAUUUAGAGAAGGACUGUAAACAACAAAUAUAAUCGUUUUAUCAGCUUCUUAAGAAUGAGCAAAAAUAUUCAACUUAUUUGGAAAAAUUCGAUGUCGGUAUGGAUUGGAUCAGCAAUAAAGAAAUAAUAAGAAAAACUUUUAAGUUAACUCAGGGCACAUACGAAAUAACAAUUCCUAAAGAAGAUUAACAAAAAUAAGACAUUUCGAAGUAUGAAGUUACAGUACAAAAAAAAAUUAAAUUGAAUGAGUAAGGAAAUUAAGCAAGCAGCUCAAAUAACAAUGAUAUUAAGGAUUGUUCGAACGAAGAUGAUCAGUAGUAGCAACUUCAAGUAGGUGAGGAAGAAGAAUAAGCAGAGGAAAAUUGUGAUAUCAACGAUUUUUAUUGAAAAUCUAAAUACUUAUUGAUAAAAUUUUUGUAUACUCUUGGCUUGUUUGAGUGAGUUACUAAAAAUAGACAUAUAUACAUAAACACAUUAUAAAUUAUAUUUAUUAUAAUUAAAUAAACAAAAACUGUAAAUUUAAAUUUAAUAACAUAUUUUUAAACCUCCUUAUGUAAAUCAAAGAAAUUAAUAUUAAAUAUUUGUAAAAUUUAUCAUUUGCACUAGUGUAGACAAUUCAAUUAAUAUUUUCUCAUA